AGCACUUCAGCAAUGAUCAGGUUCAAGCAAAGAAAGGACAAUGUCUUGACGAGAGGAAUAUUUCAUGAUCGGUCUUUCCAAGAGUCGAUUGGAAAAUAAACAAGCGCAUCAUGGGAAUCGGUCCAUAUUCUACAAACAUAGCAAAGUGCCUGGUCGCCCAUUAAGUGCAAUGGAGCUUCGAGGGGGCAACUUGUUUGACCCUGGCUCUUCGGAAUCCUCGUCGCUGCGGAGACAAGACGACCUCAGGAGGUUUGAGGACUCCAUAGCGCAAUCAUCCUUAACACUCAAGUGGAUCAAAUUGUUGACAAAUCAAAAUCAGAACCAAGAGCUUUCUCGGCAUGCCAAGUCCUCGUUUGAUUACUAUGACGUACGGGAUGCAUUCAUCGCCAAUGCUGCCUUGCACUACUCCAUGAGGGCUUGCUCAAGGAGGAAGAUUUCUUUAGACAAGCUUCCGAGCUCUUCCAGUGCAGACGAUUUGCAGGAGGGACACUAUCGUGUGCGCCUCGAGGAGAGGCGGAGAUUGACCUGUCCAGCCCGCGGACCGGAAUACCUUACGGCAACCAAGAAGAAGUCCAUUCCUCCUCUCGAUCUUAGCAACGUGUUUCCGAGUCCCUGCUCCACCUACUGCAGUGAAGAGCGAUGAAAGGUUCCCUGCUCCACCUACUGCAGUGAAGGGCGAUGAGAGGUUCCCUGCUCCACCUACUGCAAUGAAGGGCGAUGAAGGGUUCCCUGCGGCGUCAGGCGGGACAUAAAACCAGGGCAGCAAUCCGAUAGGAUCAAGGAUGGGGAUACGCAGAGACAGACUGUCUCCCAUCAACUAACCAACUGAGCUCUAGUAAACGCUGCGUUACUCG
Guillardia theta CCMP2712 is the source of this 854-nucleotide messenger RNA. RefSeq lists its product as hypothetical. The record is from RefSeq and is a predicted model, not a curated record. NCBI's taxonomy places the organism in Eukaryota, Cryptophyceae, Pyrenomonadales, Geminigeraceae. Bases 65 to 643 code for a protein of 192 amino acids. The transcript is spliced from 4 exons.